Antechinus flavipes (yellow-footed antechinus) is the source of this 2113-nucleotide messenger RNA. It is a transcript of the gene MAPT, whose product is annotated as microtubule associated protein tau. NCBI's taxonomy places the organism in Eukaryota, Metazoa, Chordata, Mammalia, Dasyuromorphia, Dasyuridae. Gene Ontology annotation, biological process: microtubule cytoskeleton organization; neuron projection development. The coding region runs from base 72 to 2066 and encodes 664 amino acids. The record is from RefSeq and is a predicted model, not a curated record. The transcript has 8 exons. Gene Ontology annotation, molecular function: microtubule binding. Gene Ontology annotation, cellular component: neuron projection.
GAGCCUCAGCAGAGUGUCAGAGGGAAGAGUCAGAGAUCCUGGAUUUCUCAGCCAAUGAGAUUAAAUCUCAAAUGCGUCAGGUAAGCUUGGAAGAAACUUUUCAGAAACCACAGCUGCCUUUGAGGGGAAAAGAACCUGAAGAGCCAGGGAUGACUGUCCCCCUUGCCUCUCAAGACAAUUCGGCUUCCCCAGAGGCACCUCACCUGGAGGAAGGGAUUAAGGAGACAGACCCAGCUUUAAGGCAGAAAACUGGAGACAGAGCUGAGCAGAGUUUGACAUCUCUCAAGCCCAUUGUGCUGGAAAGCUCAAAACCAUCAGGAUUCCAUGAGGAUUUCAGAGUGGGGGUUGAAGGCCGUGAGGUCCAUGAAAGCUUUCUUAGUGAACCAGGACAUUAUGGCUCUGAGGCCAUUGGCCAAGAUGCCAUUAAUAUUCCUGGAGAACUAGUGGCCGAUAUGUCAGCAUCCAAAAGCCCUGGGGAUUACUCAUCGGUACUGCCUAUGAAAGAGAGGGCCUCGGUAAGGGAGGAUGAUGAAGAUCGUGACAUCGAUGAAUCCUUACCCCAAGAUUCACCUCUUCCUUCCCAGCUUUCUCCAAGGCCAGAGAGUUUCCAACCUCAAGAAGCAUUUGUCCCUUCAGAGGCUGCUAAGGAAACUGUUGCAGUCCCUCAUUUACCGAGAGAACAUCAUAUCAAAAUUCCUCUGCCUGAUGAUUUUCUCUCCAAAAUUUCCCCAGAGAUGCCAGUAAUUGAAAGGGACCUGCCUGCAGUAGGUCAGGUAGCAACUGAAGGCAGUGAUGACCUCUCUAGUUUAGAAUCAUCCGAGAGUGUUGUGCAAGUGGAUAUCAAAGCUAAUGUCCCAAAGGAGCAAGAAUUGUCAGAGUUGGGCUCUGAAGAUACACUGAGUGGGGAGCUGGGGAGCCCAGGUGCCUCAGUGCAAGAGGGUACAAAAACACCCGAAAAGCAGCCCGUGCGUUCGCCAUCCGGGAAGCCAGUCAGUCGGGUUCCUCAGUUAAAAGCUCGUAAAGGCAGCGCAACUGGAAGUGAUGAGAAAAAAGCCAAGACAUCCACACCUUCCUCUGCUCAAACCUUCCUGAAAGGUAGACCAACCAUUAGUCCUAAACGACCCUCUCCUGUUAGCUCAGACCCUUGGCUCCCACCCUCCAGCCCAGCUGUGUCCUCAGGACCAGGUUCCUCUCCUAAACACGUCUCUUCUGUCACAUCCCAUACUGGCAGUUCUGGAGCUAAAGCAAUGAAACCCAAGGGGGCAGAGAAUAAAAGCGGCAUAAAGAUGGCCACUCCCAGGGCGGCAGCACCUUCGGGUCAGAAAGGACCAGCCAACGCAACCAGAAUUCCGGCCAAAACAUCAGCCCCAAAGACACCUCCAAGUGCUGGUGAAUCAACAAAAUCUGGAGACCGAAGUGGCUACAGCAGCCCAGGUUCCCCAGGGACUCCUGGCAGCCGGUCCCGUACACCCUCUCUGCCCACACCUCCAACCAGGGAGCCGAAAAAGGUGGCCGUGGUCCGUACGCCACCCAAGUCCCCGUCUUCAGCCAAGAGUCGCCUUCAGACUUCUACGGUUCCCAUGCCAGACUUGAAAAAUGUCAGGUCCAAGAUUGGGUCCACUGAAAACUUAAAACACCAGCCAGGAGGUGGAAAGGUGCAAAUAGUAUACAAGCCAGUCGAUCUGAGCAAGGUGACUUCCAAGUGUGGCUCAUUGGGCAACAUCCAUCACAAACCAGGUGGUGGCCAAGUGGAAGUUAAAUCUGAGAAACUGGACUUCAAGGAGAAAGUUCAAUCAAAGAUUGGUUCCCUGGAUAACAUUACCCACGUUCCUGGUGGAGGAAACAAGAAGAUCGAGUCUCACAAGCUGACCUUCCGUGAGAACGCCAAAGCCAAGACUGACCACGGGGCGGAAAUCGUCUACAAGUCGCCCACCAUGUCCGGGGACACCUCCCCCCGGCACCUCAGCAACGUCUCUUCUACCGGAAGCAUCAAUAUGGUGGACUCACCUCAGCUCGCCACGUUGGCUGACGAAGUCUCUGCCUCCCUGGCCAAGCAGGGCUUGUGAUCUUGCCCAGCAGUGUGGUAAUCAUGGAGAGAGGAGAGAGAGAAAGA